GUUGCGCUUGUCCUCGCGUUGAAAUGUUUUUUUUUUGUUUAGCUCACGUUUAACAAGAGUAGACUGAUUUUAUUGUUAAAAACAAGUAUGAGCGUUGUUAUACGUUCAUUGGACCCUUCAAAAGAAAAACUUUUGUUUCAAUUAAAUGAAUAUGCUGCAUUAGUCGACUCUCUUCCGUACGUCGAUAAUUAUGGUGUGGAAGAACGUGAUGAAGUAAGGCAGCUUGUUGAAAAUGAAAUGGAGAAAUUUCAGCCUAAGAAUUACUUAGCACCUUUAUCGUUUCCUUCCACCCCUUUCAUUGAUGCAGUUAUGAAUGUCAUUGCACUUGAGUGUGCUAAGGAUGUCAAGGACCCUCAUGUUACGGACAACAUGCCUUAUGCAUGGCAACGCCAACUGUAUUGCUGUCAAGAUCCGAAUGCGCGUCUUACAAUUCUCGACACAACCCGUUAUGAACUUGUACCUCAACCAGAGUGUCAAAUUCGAGAUAUGGAAUCUUGGAGGCGUCAUAUUGAUAAUGCCAAAGCUCAAGUUGAGAAUUCUGAUAGCCGUCAAAUCAUUCUUAAGGUAUUGAAGGAAACAUCGCAAAAAUCUUGGCAAAAACAUGUACAACAAUUACAGGGAUCCGAAUCAGCGUUACACCGUCAUGUGGACAAAUUGAAAGAACAAGUCGAGGCUGUUAACAAACGUAGAAAACUUGAACAAGUUACCGGAGGAAAUACAUUACGUCUUCUAACCAAUAACUAUAAAACAAUUUUUGAAAAAAACGUUCAGCUUUUAUCCGUCAUAAAAACAUUAGAAGCACAAGUACAGCAAAUUCAAGACUCACUUGAUUAUACGCGUUGAAACAUGUUGAACGAAAAGGAAAACUAAUAGAACUCAUAUAAAAUCAAUAUGCCUUGAAGAAAAUAGUGUACACGGAAAAUCUACUAAAUUGGCUUGUUUGAUUGUUUGUAGUAACAUAAAAGUAUCAAUCAAUCUAAUAGCGUUAAUGUUCUGUAUCAAUUUUUCUUAAUAAGUAUUCACGUUUUAAAAUAAAAAUUACUAUAAAAAAAUAUAUUAAAAUAAAAAACAUGUACUGCACAGUAGUGAGGUGUAAGAAAAACGAGAUGAAAGUGUUUUCGCUUCCGAUCUAACUAGUGAGAGUCUACGUGAUAGGCCAAAAGGGUCCCAAAGCAGGUACUGUUACAUGUUUUGGAGGAAUGAAAUAUUUACCAAAGCCAACAAAGUUUUAUGAUGGUAUUAAACGAUUCUCAGCAACAAUUUUUAAAAGCAUUUCAAGAACAAUUGAGUGAAGUUACAACAGAAGCUUAUGUUAUACAAAAACUUAGUUUACUUAUGCGGCAACAGGAUAACCCUGUUUUACAAAACACUAUUCUUCAAUUAUGGUUAGAAGAAGUUCAACGAUCAAAUCAUCCAACUCGACUUUUAUCUUUAUGUUAUUUAGCGAAUGAUGUUAUACAAUAUUUACGCAUGUCGAAAGAAAAUGUUGUGUACCGCUAUAAUUUCACAAUUCCAUUAGCUCAAGCUUUUGUGAUCAUACGACAAAAAGCUCCUUCAAUUAUACCAAAGAUUUCACGUUUAAUAGGUAUCUUUCAAGACCGUAUGAUAUAUGACACCAAAACAUUGAAGCUUUUAAAUAGAGCAUUAAAUGAGGAUUUUAAUUCUGUCACAAUAAGAGUGAUUCCAAGUUUAAUCUCUGAUAUGAAAAAUUAUCAAGAAGAACGUAUUGCACUGUUAGAAAGGGAAGUUUUAGAAAAACAACAAAAGACGGAUUCCGCUGUUCAAAAUGUUAACACGAAAACAUGUGCGCAAGAACAUCAUGUACCUGUUGCGACAACGUAUUGCAAUAACACUCCAUCAGACUUUGCUACUCCGUCUCAUGGUACCUUUUUUUCCGACUGUUGCUUAAAGCAGUCUUCUGUAAGCGCUCCAGUCAAUUCGGACAUUUCUCAACCUUGUAUUGGUCAUUACUUACCCCAAGUUAUCAAUCGACCUGAUGAUAUUCUAAAGGAAGAUGAUUUAAAAUCUUUGAUUCAAUGUUUUGAAGAAAUGUGUGUACCUAAAAUAUCAACGAGCAAUAAAAAGUUAACUGAACAUUUGUUUUCUUUACAGCAAUCUUUAUCGCAACAUCACAGCGCUAACAACAAGAUGGAUGUUGAACCUUCUUUUAAAGAUUUUGAAUUGUUACAAAAGUUAAGUGUUCAAUGCCAUGAAGCUAUUGAUGAAAAAGUAGAACGUAGACAUAAAGAACAAGAGCGUGCACGAUUUUCUUUAAUUUCAAUGGAACCUGUUUCAAAAUCAGGAGCGAGUCGUGUUGAACUUUUAUUGAAAAAAGAGUGGACUUUACGGAACCGUAAAUCACAAAUAGAUCAUUGCUUAUACUGGAAACUUGUUGAUUUCACUAAAUAUUUAUCUUCACGUUUAACUACUUUUCGUGCCAUUUUCAAUACAGUUACUAAAGAAAUUCAACGUCGAAAUAAAACUCAAAUCAUGACCAACAUUGUUACGAACAGUUGAACAGAGUAUCAUCACCAGAACUUUUAACGCAUUUGAUUUCUUUUCCUCUCAAAAAAAACACGUUAGCUAUGCCUGUUUGACAAGCUCCAUACGAUACUUGAGGUUUAAAGUGUGUCCCAAGAAACUCCUAUCGUUUUUGGAACUUAAAAAGGAAAAGUAUUUAUUUCAACUUUUCACUUUAUUGUUCAACUCGACCAAUUAACAAACAAAUCAAAUACCAGCCACGUUCUCGUCACCUGAUUUUUUUAGUACAAAAAGAUAAAUCAAGCGUUUUAAUUUUUUUGGGGCAUAAGAAUAUCAAUUUGUUUCUAAAUCAUAAAAGAAUUCUUCGAGUCAAUAUCUUUUCUACAUGUUGUCUAAUUCUCUUUAAUUAAAAUGGUUGUAAGAGAAUAUUCCUCUUGGACUUGUUCUAAGUCAAUUAGAAACUUUUAUCAACUAUGUGUCUUCCUUUUUGUACAAGAAUAACAUAAAUGUCGAGUCAUAGAAAAAUACGCAUACUUCACUAGGUUGUAUUAUAUAAACACAUUUUUUUGUUUUUCAACAAGCGUCGAAUAUUUUUGAAUAAAACAUGUUUUAACAAAACCAAAAUGGCAUUUGUUUCUUAUAGAGGCAACAAAAAUUUACCGUACCAGGUAAAUGUGUAUUUUUUUAAAAACAUUUUUUACAUGAAUCCAUUGUAUUUACAACUUGUAUCUUUUUUACUGUUGCCAUUUUCGUAAUAAGAAAAUUUCGUUUGGAUUAGUAAUGUGUUGACGUUAGAGGUUUAGAAAAAAUGACGCGUUUGUUUAGUGACAAAUUUUUAAGUGAAAUGCAAGAGCAUGUUCGAGUCAAUUUAUGCUUAGAAUUUUUCUCUCUUCCAAAUGAGGCAUCCUCAGAUUGUGCUAUAGUUGAACUGGGGUACCCUUCAUGUGCUUUAGAACCACCUAUGGUGGUGACAGGUGAACUUGGAGAAACGGGAUACAUUGAAUCAUCUAUUAAUUCAUUACGGGUUAGUGUACGUUUCGCUACUUUAAAAGAUUCCAUUCGAAACGAGUUGCUGAAACCUUUACUUCAACGCGUUCAUUUUCAUACAACAAAGAAGCUCACAAUUAUAAGACGCCAACCAAUCUCCUCCUACGAUAUAUCCUUUUUAUUUCACUAUAAUCAUCUUCAUACGUCAACUUCGCAUCAACUCGAAUCACAGUUUACUGCGAUGCUGCUAGCCAUUCAACAACGUUUAAAUAUUCUACUUGAGUACCCUAACCACUUUCAGUGUAUCACUGCUAACACAAUAGUAACAGCUUUAGUAGAUCUUCAUUCUUUUUUAUUAAAGCCUUCGUAACCCUUGCAACAUAAACAUAUCUGUGUUUUGGAAUCACAUACACAACACUAUGGUUUUUCAUUUUGAAAAAACGCAAGUUUUACAAAUCACUGCAAUUAAAAAAAAAUACUGCUUCCUUUUUCCAGUUAAGCUUUAUAUUUCAUAGUUUUUUUAAUAAAGAACUGUAAACUUGUUGUCUUUAUAAGACUCAUUUUUGAGUGUUUUUUGAUUUUAACUAGAUAAAUUUUUGACUAGCUUUUUUCUAACUAUGUAUA
Molecule: messenger RNA, 4092 nt
Organism: Hylaeus volcanicus
Lineage: Eukaryota; Metazoa; Arthropoda; Insecta; Hymenoptera; Colletidae
Exons: 8
Coding region: 1231-2517 (428 amino acids)
Biological process (GO): mRNA processing
Cellular component (GO): Prp19 complex; catalytic step 2 spliceosome; precatalytic spliceosome
Source: RefSeq, a predicted model, not a curated record